AGAGCUCCAUUGGAGGGUCCUGGACACCACACACAUUCACACGUGUGCUGUGCGUCGUUACCAUGGCGGACCUACAGAUGAAGCUUCUCCGCAAGAAAAUUCAGAAGAGAAAUGAAAAGAACAAGGAGCGGAAUAUACUAAAGAAACGGGAAGAAGUCGAGGAGACCGCAAAUGGGCUGGAAGAGGAAUGUUGCGAGGAACCAGCAGCUGCUUGUAAGGCAGACAAGCAGCUCAAGAAGAAACUGAAGCAGAAGAAGCAGAAUGGGGCACCAGCAGAAGGGACCACCACAGAGAAAAUUCCCCCUCAGAAGAAGAAAAAGAAGAAACGGAAGCUGACUGACACUGCUGAAUCACCAGCUGAGAAGAAGACCAAAACAGUGAAAGAAGCUGAAGAAGAUGAGGAGGAAGAGAUGGGGGCAGCAACAGUAGCAGAUGAAGAAGGACAACAGGCCACUGACAAACCAGAGGAAUCUGCAGAUGAGGAGGAGGAGGAAGAAGAAGAAGAGGGAGAUGAUGACGACGAAGAUCAACCUGAAUUACCAUCCGGCUUAACAGGGGCAUUCGAGGACACAUCGUUUGCCUCUCUUGCUGAGUUGGUGAGCGAGAACACUCUGAAAGGAGUGAAGGAGAUGGGCUUUGAACACAUGACGGAGAUCCAGCACAAAAGUAUCCGUCCCCUGCUGGAAGGAAGGGAUGUGCUGGCUGCAGCCAAGACGGGCAGUGGUAAAACCUUGGCCUUCCUCAUCCCAUCUAUAGAGCUCAUCUACAAACUAAAGUUCAUGCCCAGGAAUGGCACCGGCGUAGUGAUACUUUCGCCUACGCGCGAGUUGGCAAUGCAGACCUACGGCGUGCUGAAGGAGCUCAUGACACACCACGUGCACACGUAUGGUCUGAUCAUGGGGGGCAGCAACCGCUCAGCUGAGGCCCAGAAACUGGCCAACGGUGUCAACAUCCUGGUGGCCACACCUGGCCGUCUGCUGGACCACUUACAGAAUACCCCUGGGUUCAUGUUCAAGAACCUUCAGUGUCUGAUUAUCGAUGAGGCCGACCGUAUCCUGGAGGUGGGCUUCGAGGAGGAACUGAAGCAGAUCAUCAAAUUGCUGCCGAAGAAGAGACAGACCAUGCUGUUUUCCGCCACUCAGACCCGUAAGGUGGAGGACUUGGCUCGCAUAUCACUGAAGAAAGAGCCGCUCUAUGUCGGGGUGGACGACAACAAAGACAACGCUACCGUCGACGGCCUGGAGCAGGGUUACGUGGUGUGCCCGUCUGAGAAGCGAUUCCUGCUGCUCUUCACCUUCCUGAAGAAGAACCGUAAGAAGAAGCUGAUGGUCUUCUUCUCUUCCUGCAUGUCCGUGAAAUUCCACUACGAGCUACUGAACUACAUCGACCUCCCCGUCAUGGCCAUCCACGGCAAGCAGAAGCAGACCAAACGUACCACCACCUUCUUCCAGUUCUGCAACGCCGACUCAGGCAUCCUGCUGUGCACAGACGUGGCAGCUCGAGGGCUGGACAUCCCUGAGGUGGACUGGAUCGUCCAGUACGACCCUCCAGAUGACCCCAAGGAGUACAUCCACAGGGUGGGCAGAACAGCCCGAGGCAUCAACGGAAGAGGCCACGCGCUCCUCAUCCUUCGACCGGAGGAGCUCGGCUUCCUGCGCUUCCUCAAACAGGCCAAGGUACCGUUGAGCGAGUUUGAAUUCUCCUGGAGUAAAAUCUCCGAUAUCCAGUCCCAGAUGGAGAAGCUGAUUGAGAAGAACUACUACCUCCACAAGUCGGCUCAGGAAGCCUACAAGUCCUACGUGAGGGCAUACGACUCCCACUCGCUCAAACAGAUCUACAGCGUCAACACCCUCAACCUCCCAAUGGUGGCGCUGUCAUUUGGCUUCAAGGUUCCCCCAUAUGUUGAUCUCAACGUCCACAGCAGCAAAGGCGUCAAGUUACAGAAGCGAGGCGGCGGCGGAGGUUUCGGAUACCAGAAGUCCAAGAACGUGCAGAAAUCCAAAAUCUUUAGGCACGUCAACAAAGGAAAGAGUGACAAGAGGCAGUUCUCCCGCUGAACCCCUUCAAGCAACAUGACUUUCUUCCCAGUCUGUCAUCAAAGAACUGCCUUUUUUAUGACUUCUAUGAACUUCCUGCUUUGAACUUCAAAUGCCAUGGAGUGCGUAGGGCACGCCUAUGAUUAUGCUCUCUCCCUCAAACAUCAUUUAUAAACCCAGUUUUCCUCUAAUAAAGUUGUUUAGAGUAUUUUGUAAAUGUAAACAAACAUAGCUGAAUGCUGUGUCUCCCAUUGACUUCCUGAUCAACAGAGACUCCUCCUCUUUCUUCAGUAUCUGGCAGGAGUAUUAAAUAAUCUUUAUUAACUUUAAGUAUGCUUCAUUUGUUGACUUGUUAACAAUUUGUGAAUGUAAUUUACAAUGAAAACACUUGAUAUAAACCACAUGAGGUGCUGA
Lates calcarifer (barramundi perch) is the source of this 2450-nucleotide messenger RNA. It is a transcript of the gene ddx18, whose product is annotated as DEAD (Asp-Glu-Ala-Asp) box polypeptide 18. NCBI's taxonomy places the organism in Eukaryota, Metazoa, Chordata, Actinopteri, Centropomidae. Gene Ontology annotation, cellular component: nucleolus. Gene Ontology annotation, biological process: maturation of LSU-rRNA from tricistronic rRNA transcript (SSU-rRNA, 5.8S rRNA, LSU-rRNA). The transcript is spliced from 14 exons. Gene Ontology annotation, molecular function: ATP binding; nucleic acid binding; RNA helicase activity. Bases 63 to 2057 code for a protein of 664 amino acids. The record is from RefSeq and is a predicted model, not a curated record.